Messenger RNA from Condylostylus longicornis, 2577 nucleotides. Its product is annotated as coiled-coil domain-containing protein 170. The record is from RefSeq and is a predicted model, not a curated record. The transcript has 12 exons. NCBI's taxonomy places the organism in Eukaryota, Metazoa, Arthropoda, Insecta, Diptera, Dolichopodidae. The coding region runs from base 1 to 2577 and encodes 858 amino acids.
AUGGGAAAAGAAUUAUGCGAAAGAUUCGGCAAUACAUCAGAGGAUUGGGAAAUUUUUGAUAUAUUGUGUAAUGAUUUUCAUAAUCAUCAUCAUCAUCAUGGUGGUAGUCACACGAUAGCAGGACAUGGUCAUUCACAUGGUCAUUCAACAACAGGUCUUUCACCACAUCAUCAUCACUUUCUUGAUUCAUCAUGUGCGGCAACCACAAUUGCACAUUCAGAUCAUGUAAGCCAUUCCUUAGAUUUAGUAACAACAUUGCGUAGUGAAUUGGCAGCAAUAUCCUAUAAAAGGGACCGUCUGGUUACUGAGUUAACUGAAACAAAAAGCGCUCUUUGUGCUAAGGAUACAGAAUGUGAGUCACUGCGCGCUCAAACAGCUCGUCAAGCUGCACAUAUACAUUCAUUACAAAGUCGUUUACAAGCAGCUGAAACGCGUGAACGCAGUCUUCAAGAACGGUGUGAAAAUACAAUAAAAAGCUUAACUGGUGAAAAACGGUGUCUUGAAGAGAAAAAUAAGGAACUCCUUGGGUGUAUUCGCAGAUUAGAAGUUGAUGUAAGUAAUGAGGAAGGUAAUAAAGAGCAGAUUAAAGCACAGUUACAUGAAUUGUUACGAAAAUUAUGUGUAUGUUUGGAAAUCGAUGUUUGUGAUCCAGUGCAUCUCUCACCAGACUGCGUUGUUGGCAAAGCUGGGGAAGUUGUUGCCGAACUGCAUCGUCUUCGUAAUAAGUUGGCAUCUACAUGUGAUAACUUGACUGCUGUAGAAAAUGAAUUUUCAAAUUUUAAAUCAUUAACCAGUGCUGAUAAGGAUCGCUUGAAUUCUCAAAUAGAUGCUUUACAAAAUCAGACUCACGAGUUGGAAGGACGUUGUAGACAAUAUGAAAGAGAUCUACAAGUGACAAGAGAUAAUUUAUCUGAAUCAGAUAUAUGCAAUGAAAAAUUAAAGGAGGAAUUAAGAGGUUUUGAAUCACGUUGCCAACGUUUACAGAAUACAAUGGAUCGAUUUCAGAGUGAUAGAAUGAGUUUUUUAAGAACUUUAGCUGGAACACUUAAUGCCAAAGAACCAUGUGAAACUUUGAUCAAAGAUAGAUUGAGAGAAAUAUUAACUGACAAUCAAACAACUCAUACGAAACUUCACACAGUUUCUGAUCAAUUAACAGUCGAAUCCGAACGGCACAAAGAACAUAUAGAAUCACUUAAUUGUAGAAUUCGUGCUGAAGAAGCUAAAAAUUGUGAACUUGAGAAAAUGUUAGAAAAAGCUAACGCAGAAAUUCAUGACUUAAGGGCAGAACAUAUUCGAUUAAGUGAUUAUUUAGUAAGACUAUCAAGAGCUUUAAGUUGGAAUGAAUGUACAACACCUCCAGGUCCAGGUACUGAUACGACAAUAAUGGCGGAGAGUCUUUUAGAAAGAGCUGAACAAGUUACAUCUCAUCAUGAACAUCACCUCUGUGAUAAAAAUUGUCAUAAUGACCAUCACCACUCGCAUCCACAUCAACAUUCCCAUUCCCAUCAUCAUCACCAUGGCACUUCAAAACUAAGGAGAGAAAGAUCGUGCAACGAUAUUCCAAUGAAAGAGAGCUCUGCAAUGUAUAACCUUCAAAGACGUGUAAGAGUUUUACGCGAACAAGUUCAAAGACGCGAUCUGCAUUUAGAAUUGUUAAGACGUAAAAUAGCACUACUAGAAGAAGGAGCUCGUGGAAAAUGUGUCUUACAGGGCGAACGCGACGAAGCCAUGUGUCGAUUAAAAAAAGCUAAUAGCAAAAUUGAAAAAUUAACUUCGCAAUUAGCUGAUGCUCGUAAUCAUUUAGCAGAUUUAAAAGGUCAACUUUCAGAAGCGGUUGAACAUAAAAUACAAUCAUUGGAAAGAGCUAGAAAAAUUGAUGAACUAAAUACAAGAAUAUGCGAUUUGGAAAGUGAAAAAUCAAAAUUAUUAGCUCAACUUUCCGCUUCGAAAGAAAGAAUAAGGUCAGCAGUUUCCACGUCCCAAGAACGAAGAUGCAGAGAUGAAGUUCUUAUUAAUAGUUUAAAAGAAGAUAUAACACGAUUUGAACGACAAUUAUCUGAAGCAAAUCAUAGAAUAUCACAUUUACAAUCAUUUCGAACUUCCGUUGCACGAACGUUACAUUUACGCGACAUUCCGGAGACGGACCUAUUACACCGUUUACAAAUGUUAUGUAAUGCUCAUCAAGAAUUUACCAUGCUUUCACGUCGCUAUGAAUCUGCUUCACCAAUUGGUGAUCAUCCAUGCCCCCGGUUCGAGGAUCCAAUACCGCCAUCAGUUCAAUGUCGUCCAUUAUCUUCAACAAGUCCAUCCAACAAUCAUCAUCAUUAUCGUACUACUGAACGGAACUCUAAAUCGAAAUCUAAAUUCGAUUCAAAAUAUGAUUCGAAAUAUGACUCAAAAUACGAUUCAAAAUAUGAUUUAAAGUAUGACUUAAAAUAUGAUUUAAAAUACGAUGGGGCGGCUGAUGCGGGAGGAAGAUCUGAAUGUAGAGGAGGUGGAGGUGGUACUAGUGUAGUUAAUGAUGGUAGACACGAAACAAAUCAUAAUUUUAGUGCAACAUUGUUAAAUUGGUCAUGA